AUGCGUGUCCCGACCUCUCCUAGUGCUAGGGCGAAGCGACAAAUUGCCACCCUCAUGGAGGAGGUAGAAGUGUUGAAGCAGGACAAGGCGACGAAGAAAAGAAAGACGACUUUCUAUGUUUCCCAGGGACGGGCAAUCCGUCGUAUGGUUGACCUUUAUGCUCCAAUAGAGGACCUUAUUGCUGAAAAUGACCGGCGUUGUGAAGAAAGUGACAAGGAUGCCACUCCGGAGCAAGACCGACUUCAACGUGGCUACAUCGAACUCGCCAAGGCACUGUCGUGGCUUCACGAUAAACUGGCAGGUCUCGAUCACGAAGAGUCCGACGACAUGCUGAAAAAGCUUAAGCAAGGCGCGGACUCGGCUCGGGGCGACGACACGGGGACUCUGAAAGAACUCGUGGCUUCGUGGGUGAACAUCGAAUGUUGUCCGACUCCUCUCAUCAGGACCGAUGACAAGCACCAUCGAGGAUUCGUGAGCGAUGCGUGUGGUAAACUCCUCUGCCCAGCGGAAUGGCGCUGGGAGGACCCAGUCGUCAAGGCUGGCAUUCGUGACCGUACGACAGCAUUCAUCGUUUCUGAGAAUUCAUGGCCGUCAUUUAUGUAUGAGAACUAUGAAGCUGACACCAAGAACCUGGAGCGCGGGCUUUUCAAGUCGAAGCUGUUACUCAUCACAUUGCAGGGGUUAAAGGCAAUCUUUACUUCUCCUUCCUCUGCUCAUGAAGUGGAUGGUGAAGGUGAUGGCGCCGACAUUAUCGAGAACAAUCGGCACGCCCGAAAACGAUCCGAUCAAGCUAAAGUAAAGACAUGCAUUCGAUUUGCACUUUCGAACCUCACGUCCUGGCGCACAGUAGAUGGAGAUUUCGAUUACCAUAUUUUCUGGAACAAUGUAGUGGACUUCUUCGAGGAUGCCCCAGGUCCAGCUGCGCGAGCCAGAGUGAACAAACUUCUUGAGUGGUGGACACGAAAAGUUUUUGGACGAAACCAUCGGCAGGACCUGACGGCGGACAUUGUAUCCCACAUGUCUGUCAGUACGCUAGCUACUCAGAGACAGCAGAUGGAGGACGCCGAAUUAGACUCUGACUAG
This is a messenger RNA of Suillus fuscotomentosus, 1083 nucleotides long. RefSeq lists its product as uncharacterized. The record is from RefSeq and is a predicted model, not a curated record. The transcript has 8 exons. Lineage: Eukaryota; Fungi; Basidiomycota; Agaricomycetes; Boletales; Suillaceae. Bases 1 to 1083 code for a protein of 360 amino acids.